Danio rerio (zebrafish) is the source of this 659-nucleotide messenger RNA. RefSeq names its product heat shock protein, alpha-crystallin-related, 9 (gene hspb9). Lineage: Eukaryota; Metazoa; Chordata; Actinopteri; Cypriniformes; Danionidae. The record is from RefSeq and is marked validated.
ACUCUACUAAGAGCACUCAAAAUCUCAAGAGAGAGAAAUGUCUUCCUCUGAGAGAGCUUUCAUGGACGACCCUUUCUUUGAGAACUCCUACUUCUUGUGGCCCAGACGCGGCAUGCCUCUUUCCAGCUUCAGAGAGGAUUUUCUCCACCGUAGAGCCCAAAUAAUGCAGAACCUGAGGAGUGAGAUCAGAGACAGUUUGCUGAAUGAACUUUGUGAAGAUUUCUUCCAAACUCUAGAUGGUUCCUCAACCUUCUCCAGGCUGUUCAGCACUGACCCAGAGCAGAAGAAGAAGCAGGACGUGUCUCUUACUCUGGACACCCGAGGCUUUUCUCCAGAGGAUGUGAGUGUCACGGUGUCUGGACGAAGGCUGGAGGUGAUGGCCGGAAAGAGGGCUGAGAAAAACGCUUCUUCGUCAUCUGCUGAGUCCCAGGCUCAAGAGUUUGUUCAGGCCGUGCAGCUUCCUGAUCACCUGGAUCCAGCUUCAUUGACCUGCUCACUUGGUGAAGAUGGACUCCUGCAUAUCGAGACACCAGAAGAAACCAAAGACGAGUCCUCGGAGGAGCACGUCGUUCCCAUCCGCUUCAGGACAUCCCUCGAUUUCCCCAUAAACAAGGACAGAUCAAACAAAACAGAGGAUGAGAAGUCAAACUAGAACAGAC